This is a messenger RNA of Microtus ochrogaster (prairie vole), 915 nucleotides long. RefSeq names its product transcription elongation factor A like 1 (gene Tceal1). Lineage: Eukaryota; Metazoa; Chordata; Mammalia; Rodentia; Cricetidae. The record is from RefSeq and is a predicted model, not a curated record.
UCGGGUCUCACGCAGGCUCCUCAAAAGGAGCCACACAGGCCGGAGCUGCUUGAAGAAGAAAAUUCUCAGCAUGGAAAACUCGGGCAAAGAAAAUGAAGAGCUAGCACAGAGCACUCAGACCGAGGAAGAGCAGCCUCCGUUGGAGCAGUCUCCUGAAAAUCAGUUCUCCAAGGAGGAGCAGUCCUCAGAGGAUCUGUCCUCCGAGAAGGAGUCCUCAGAUGAGGAGUUCUUUCCUGAAGAGCUUCUGCCUGAGCUGCUGCCAGAGGUGCUGCUGUCGGAAGAUCGUCCUCCGCAGGAGUGCCUCUCGCACAAGAACCUGUUCGAGGGCCGUCCAGCCAUGGAGCAACCUCCCUGUGGGUUGGGAGAACACAAGCUAGAGGAGGGAAGUUUCAAAGAAAGGCUGGCCCGUUUCCGCCCUCGGUUCAGAGGAGUCAUCCAUGGCAGAAAUUUAAGCAAUGAAGAAAUGAUACAGGCAGCGGAUGAGUUGGAAGAGAUGAAGCGAGUACGAAAUAAACUGAUGAUAAUGCAUUGGAAGGCAAAACGGAACCGCCCUUACCGUAUUUAAUGUGUUCCACCUUUCUUUGUUUUGCUUGAUAAGAGUAUUGCUCCCUGAACUCAUCUUCUUACAUGCCUUUUUCUUUCUUAGUUGUAAUUUUUUGUGCAGUUUUAUUUCAGGUGUUUGACUUGUAACUGGCACAGGAUUCCUUUUAUUGUUUUUUUCUUUAACGUUCUAAAAUCCGAGUCCGAUCCAUUUGCAUGGAAAGAGAAACAUUAUAUAUGUGAGGUGAUAAAAGCAAAAGGUAUAUACAUAGCAUCCCAUUUUUGUAAAAGGAAAACACAUUUAUAUAUUAAUAUGCAAAGAAAAGCUUAAAACUAUAUACUUAAAGGCUAACUGACAUUGGUUAUCUGUGUGGU